Molecule: messenger RNA, 6838 nt
Organism: Mytilus trossulus (common blue mussel)
Lineage: Eukaryota; Metazoa; Mollusca; Bivalvia; Mytilida; Mytilidae
Product: nucleolar protein dao-5-like
Exons: 8
Coding region: 35-1396 (453 amino acids)
Source: RefSeq, a predicted model, not a curated record
UUUUCAAGUAUUCACGUCUCAAAACCUGCACAAAAUGAAAGGCAAAAUAAACAACAAUGAUGCCAUGAGACAGAAUGGGGAAGAUUGGAAAACUUUUAGUGAGGCAGAGAAAGAAAAAUAUGCUGAGGAAGCUCAAAAGAUCACAAAAACAAAAUUAGAAGAAUACGAAAGAUUUUUACAGAGCUUGCCAGAAGAUGAAAGGGAGAUAUAUGAAAUGAACGUAAUCAAACAGGAGAAUGAAAGAAAAGAGAAAAUAGCGCAGAGGAAAAAAGGGGCAAUAAAAAAGCAGUCUGAGAUCAAACAGUAUUUGAAUGUCUCUGGUGCAAGUAGUGGGCCAGUCAAGUCAAAGAAUAAGCUUCGAGAUGUGAAGUCAGACCCAGGUGAAGACGAGGAUGAUGAUGAUGAGCUCUCAGACAAGUAUGAAUUUCUUAGUACCAGUACACCGAUUCAUAGCUCAAAACUUUCAGACAAACUGCAGCCAGCAAGCAAGUUAAAAGAAAAGGUCAAAUCCACUAUUGAAAGUUUAAAGAUUAUCACACCCAAGAAGAAAUUGAAAAGGCCAUUGGAAAAUACUGAAGAAAUGGAAAAAAGUACACCACAGUCUAAAAAGAAGAAAGUAGCUCCAUCACCUGUGAAAAAAGUUAAAGCAGAUAGUUCAGAUUCUUCGUCCUCAGAGUCUGACUCGGAAGAGGCAUCUACCAAAACAAAGAAGUCAACAGUCAAACAGUCAAAAGACUCGAGUAGUUCAUCAGAUUCAGACUCUGAUGAUACAGCCAAAAAAACAAUCAAACCUGUAACAGAAGUGAAAAAGCUUAUUAAAAAAAAUACAAAACAGGACAAGAAAGCCAAGGAAUCGAGUAGUUCCUCACAAUCAGAUUCAGGAAAAGUAAUAGUUAAACGAAAUAAAUCUAGUCUUAAAAAAGUCGCAGCUCCCGAGAAAGAUUCAGAUUCGUCUAGCUCAUCUGAAUCUGAGCGUACAGCUAAUACCACUGUGAAAAAGUCCAGUCCCAAGAAAGCAAGUCCGAAAAAGGCAAGCCCUAAAAAGGCAACACCGGCUAAAAAAAAUGGAAAAGUUGAACAAAAAAAAUCUUCCAAUUCAUCUUCCUCCUCCUCCUCAUCAUCAUCCUCCGACUCAGAUGAAGAAAGAGAUACUAAAAGCAGAGUAAAAAAGAAUCCUAAUACUACAGUGACACCUUCAUCAUCAAUGCAACAAAAAUCUAAGAAGGUUAUCAUGAGAGCCAACCCAUAUACCAAAGAAAUGGUAAAUAGUGAUUCAGAAUCAGGAAGUGAAACAGAGAAAACAGAAAAGGCUUCACCAAAGAAAAGCAAGUUUAAAGCUUUGAACUCAAAGUCCAAGUCCAGCACUUCAUCAUCCUCCGGUGGCGAUUCAGACUAAUUACAAUGUUCUUUUAUAUAUAAAAAGUGAAGAAUUGCAGUUCACCCAACUAAUUUUUGCAAUUGAUUAAAUAUUAUUUUUUUCGACACUUUUAUGAAUAGGACAUACUAUGUUGUGUGCAAAUGUCCAAAUACAAUGUUGUAGUGAAUAAACUGUUGCUAUGAGACAGAUUAAAAAUUUGUUCAGCAAUGUGACUGUUUUAAAAACAGAAUGCACUCAGUCAUGCCUGUUUGAUGAAAUGUAGUUCAUGAUUUUUUUUUCAUUGCAGGCAUUUCUAUAUUAUAUAUGAAUAAAGGUCCAGAAAAAAAUGAAUCCUUUGAAAGCUUAGUUUGGAGAUAUUUGAAAUUGAUUAUUACUUCCCCUUUUUUUACACACUGUGAAAUAACAUUUCAAUCCCUUUUUAUAUACUGUGUAUAACAUAAUGGAAAAUUUUUAAUAACUUUUUAUCAUGUACCACCUAUGAUAGAAGAGAUGCAUUAUGUUUUCUGGUCUGGGUGUCAGUUCUGCCAUCUGUCCCAAAAAUUUGGCAAUGGUAGUUUAUGAUGAAGUUAAAAUCCAAUCAACUUGAAACUAAGACCAAAUAUUCUCUAGGAUAUGAUAUUCCUAAUUGUAAUGCCAAACUAGAGUAUUGACACCAAUUUCACGGUCCAAAUAACAAAGAAAAUGAAAUCUGUGUACUAUGGACACAUUCUUGUUUUAAUAAAAGGUGAUGAAAAGAAAGUUAUAUACUGCAACAUACUCGUAGCCAUAGGGGGUUUGAGGUGUUCAAACAGAUUCCCCUGGAAAACAAAAAAGCCAAUGUUCUGUUUGAAUUGUAAUUGUGAAAUGUUGGGUAUGAUUGUAUCCAAACCCUCAACUUAGAAAUUCUAGGCUGCAGGCCUGUUAGAUUUGUAAAUGUUCAAGUACGUUUCAUAUAAUUAAUCCUUUUAGAAUACUGAACUUAAAUUUAAUCUUUUACAAUUGUCCCCGAAAGUAAGGGGUCCAUUAUUUGGUGUAUGGAUUAAUUGUCAGGUGAAAAUGUCUGACUAAUUUAUACAUGAAAUAAGUUCCAUUCCUUUUAUAGAUGUCAUGUGGAGUGAGUUUUUUUUUUUAUCAAGUUAUGCCCCUGGCUUACAAAAAUAUGAUAAUUUUGACUGUUUUUUCCCUGUUUGUAUCUGGUACUUUUUAAUUUUUUCCUAUGUGGUACUUUUUAAAUUUUUCCUAUGUGGUACUUUAAAUUUUUUCCUAUGAGGUACUUUUUAAUUUUUUCCCUAUGUGGUACUUUUUAAUUUUUUCCCUAUGUGGUACUUUUUAAUUUUUUUCCUAUGUGGUACUUUUUAAUUUUUCACCAUGUGGUACUUUUUUAUUUUUUCCAUGAAUACCUUACUUAAAAAAUUCCAACAUUUGGGCAGUAUUUGUUAAUAGCAUAGAAAGGUAAAAGUACCCCCUCCUAAUGAAUGGCCUGAAAAUGAUGUGGUAGUCAGUGGCUGACCCAGAAAUGUUCAUAAUUUGGGGCCCACUAACUACCUAAGGGGGCCAGAUCAUGUCAUGUUUCAGUGAUUCCCAAUAUAAGCAACCAAAUUUUUCCCAAAAAAGCCCCCCCCCCCCCCCCUCUAAAUCAGUUAUACUUAAUCACCUUGUAUAUUGAAGUUUUAACAUCCCAUCUCCUUUUCCUGACAUUUUUAAAUAAUCAGUAUCAUUUUACAUUGAGUUUCCCCAUCCCCCCUUUUUUUCCCACCUUCCACAUACCCGUAGCCAGGGGGGUUUGGACGAACCCUCCCUUGAAAACAAAUAAGCACUGUUAAAGUCAAUGUUCUGUUCAAAUUGUAACUGUUAAGGUCGAGUUUGUGAGUCCAACAAACCCCCCUUUGAAAUUCCUGGCUACGGGCCUGUUCCAGCUUCACUAUAAUAAUUUUAGUCAACAUAUAUAUGUUGUCAGUUACAUUGUUUAUUAGGUUUUUGACCAUCACCCAUUUAUUUUAUAACUUGUAACCUUGAACACAUGGUUUGAUCCUGCUUGCUGAAUUAUUUAUAAUCCUUGACAUUUUAUAUAUGGAUUUUCUUCUUUUUUAUCAUGUUGUAAAAAGAAUUGUCUUAUUAUUUCAAUUUUUUGGGGGUUGUAUUAUUUUAUAUUUAUAACCUAUGUUACAAUUUACAAAUAGGAUUUAAGUUUGUCAUUGAUUGCCUUGCUUCAGUGAGGUGAUGGCAUGUACAGUCCUGUUAAGAAAAAAAGGUGUGCUUUUAUUUAAACAACUUUUAAAGAAAGGACUUAAAUGGGAAAUUACUAUAUGCUAUUUCAGAAAAAUCUGCAUACACGGCAGAUCCAGGGGUUGGAACCCUCCCUUUUUUUGGCCAAUCAAUACCUUGAAUGGGGACAUAUAGCUGGAACCCCCCCCCCCCCUUUGUCCUGGGUUGGGAACCCCCUUUUUAAAAUGGCUGGAUCAGCCCGUGAUACAGCUGAUAUAAGUUUCAGAUAUCCGAAUGCAAGUUAUUAAUGAGAUCUUUAUUCAGUUGCAAUAUUCACAUUACAGCCAAUUGCAUUAAAUGUGUAGGUAAAAGUUAUAUCUUUGGUUAUAUAAUUGGCUUGCUUGAUAGCUGAACCAUGAAGUCAUUAUUAGGUUAGAUUAACUGCCCUCCUGUAAGAGUUAACUAGUCAUAAGAUCCAUAGGACUAGGCUAAAGAAAUGUAGUAUUAUGGUACUAAUCAGCUACGCUUGGAGAAGCAAUUUCUUUUUAAAAAAAAAUGGGAACCGCCAGCAUGUGAGCUUAGUAAACAAAAAAAUAUAAUCGUCCAAUGGACAUGACCUCUAUGAACUAACUGUAGGUUGUUAAUGGUUUCAGAUUUGAUGUAUAGUGUUAUGUACACAUAUUUGUUUUAUUAUUUUGUUCCACCUAUAGCUAGGUUCCAUUUCUUUGUUGACAUUGUUAAUUUUUUUGUUAGAUAUUUAGUCAUUUGAAGAAAAGCAAUUAAAAGCUACAAAUAGACUUUUUCAACUGUUGUAGACAUGCUAAUGUUUUGUAUUGCAGAGGUCAUAGACAAUAGAUUGGUCAGAUCAGAGAAUUUAAGUAUGUUUUGUUUUUCAAUCAUUUAUGACAGUGAAGUAGCUAAAUAAGUUAAGAAACAUCUCUUAUGAAUUGUUCACUUGCAAGUGAAUAGUUCAACUUCAUUAGAUCAACAAUUGUGAAUGUUUUUAUGAUAUAUAACAAAUAUACAUUAUGAAUUAUGUUAAUCUUCAUGGAAUGUUUUUGAAACAAUCAAUGUAUUUAUCAUGUAUGUAUGUUAGGCCAAAUAAACAUGUGUGGUUCCAAUACCUUACCUACCCUUCUUUUUAGUCUUAAUAAUAGCCUACCUUGAAGACUUUUUGGUUAUUUUUCAGAAAGCACUGUUUAAGUUGGAAUGCUGCUCUCAUGGACAAUAAUUGACUUAUUGUAUAAAACACCACCAAAAUAAAAUAAAAAAUCCAUUCUUACCUUCAUGACCUAGCUCACCUCGCCCAAUGGGCUCUGAAACUAAAGUGAAAGUAUAAGGGUUUCAUUAUUUCAUGCAUCAAUUGUAAAUAAAAAUAUCCAGUAAGAGACACGCGGGCUCAUUGGUGCCUCCAGUUUUAUAUGUAACAGGAACCACAGAUACAGUUAUAUUUGGCCUUAUAAAACAUAUAAAUUGAGUUAUAUUAAUUCUUAUUCAUUGUUAUCUGAAUUGUAUAUAAAUAUAACAUGUAUAAUAAUGCUUAUGUAAUAACAAAAUGCCAUGCAUUUAAAGUCUGUACACCAAAAUCUUUACUUGCAUCCUGUUCAAAGUCAUUUAUUCUGAUAUAUUUUUCUUAGAUUGCUGAGUAAAGUUGUGCCUAAACUUUCUAAUUUUCGAAAAAAAAUCACUUGUCUUGGGCAUCAGGGUUGUUGCUUAACGACACAUACUCUCUAUUUAUGUUUAAGUUAGCUAUGUUAUUACUUUAGAUGCUAGGAAAGAUUGUUUAAAAGUUAUGUUAUUAUUUCAAUUAUUAUUUCAUGAAUUAGAAAUAGUUUGUUUUUCUACUAAUGCAAGGAAAUGUAAUUUAUAUUUAAAAAUUGAACCAUUAGAAGCUAUGUCAAUUUUGAAUGUAUUUUGUUGGAGUGCAGAUGUUUUUGUUCUUUUAUAACAAACUCCACUUGCACAAAAAAGUGAAUAAUAUUGUAAUUAAAAGCUUGUGCAAUUAAAAAUAUUACACAAACAAUUAUGAGAAUAUAUGGUCCAGUCUGGUGAAUCAGCGCACCUAAGAUUUAUGUCUUCACUUCAUUCAACUGAUAAAACCAAUAAUUGGAUAAUAUUGUGUGAACACAUUCAAAACAUACUUUUUUUUUCAUAAAAUCUUCUGUUUGUAUGGUUUCACCCGCAAGAUUUUGUGUAAUUAGUGUCCAAAAUUAGUGAUCUAAAUGCAAUAAUUUAAACUAGUAUUUUGAAAUUUUCGAUAUGAAUUAACGGGAUUUUUCUCACUAUCACAAAAAAUAGAAAUCGCAUUUUAGUCUCAAAUGACAAAAUCACAAUUAUAAUAAAUGCACUCUUAAUUUCUGAAAAUAAAGUAUGCUGUUCUUUCAAUAGAGGUGCAUUUCCUCCACUUGUAUAACUAAAGAGAACAUUCUCUGUAGAUGAAAAGAACAAAUAUUUUAUUAAAAUUCAUUAAAAUUCAAGUAAAUAUACAGUGAAAUAAUCGGGGGGAAAAUUGUUUCCCUGAAAAUUUCUCCCCCAAAAUCUUGAAUCAUAUUGAUGUUUAUAGGUCAUUACUUAGAAGUGUAUUUUAUUUAGGAUAGUCAACUUUUGAGAAUUUUCAUUCGAUGGCAGCUUUUCAAGAAAACCAAGAAAGAUUUUCAUAACUGUAAAAAACUGUUAUAACUAUUAUAUUUUUUAUCUUGAUUUCAUAUAAUCACUUAAUAAGUUUGUAAUUAAGUAAUAUACCUAGGUUUUCAGACUGCAAUAUUUUAUUAUAAAACAAGGAUUUGUUUUUAUGAAAUAGUGAAGCUACCUCUGUGUUAUUCAUAGAACUCACUUUGGAUUUAUUAUUAUUCAUGGCAUAUCAUUUUUUUGUGGAUUUCAUUGGUAUAGUUGAUCCACAAAUUCAAAUAUUUAACGAAAAUACAACUGUUCUAUAGGUUUGUAUGCAGACUUUGGCAAAAUCAUGAAAUUAAAUAUCCAUGAAAAUGCAAUGUUUACUGAAUCCAUGAAUAUUGAUACCCAUGAUAAUAAAUGAAUCCACGAAAAUUGGUACCCAUGAAAAUAAAUGAAUCCAUCGUAUAUUCAUCUAACCAACUUGUAAAAUGUCAUCUUAAACAAACAAACACUUUAUUUAUUAUCAUUUUCUGGUAACAAUUCCCCAGUUUGAAAGCCUCUUUUGGAAUAUUAAAAGCCUGAAAACCUAGUGAUAUUUAGCCAGUCAGCAUUUGUUACUAUUUUGGUUUAUUUAAAAGACAAAAAUAAAAGAAUAUUAAGGAA